CUUUGGUAUCUUAGCAACAGCUGCUGGCUGCUUUUCAGUUACUUAAGUCUCAGAGCUGUUACUAUCUCUCACCUCUGGGACUGUCUGUGGUAGACAUGGAGGACAGGCUAAUAGAAACAGGCAACCUCUAUUCAUCAGAGGGUGACCACUUACCUCUGGAUGUAGACAUUUAUGAUCAUGACAUCUAUGAUAUCCCAGAUCCUGGGGUGCUCAUAGAAAAAAAUGAACUGGGUCUGUUGGGGGGACCACAGGUCCCGCAUCUCUUUACCAAUAGUCAGAGAUGGCAGAAUAUGUCACUGCGUCGCCGUGCCAGACUGCUGUGGCUACACCUACGUGCAUACCUCCACGACAUUGUAGAAAAGGAGAAGAGAGCAGAGCUGCGGGUCGCUCGCAUGACACAUGGGCUGGAGCCACUGCGUCACCUCGAGGUGGAAGCUGGACUGUGCUCAGUAGCGCAGGAUCCAGUGGGUGAACGCUUCAUGGUACUAGAUGGUGAAGGUUACCUGCAUCAGCAUACGAAGGAUGGCUGGGAGCAGGCAAAGUUGAAGCCUCCUGUCAUACUUAACGGGCUUGUGACUGUGCCUGGCCCUCUGGGAGAGAUAGGCCGCUUUGUCGGCUGGGGUCCAGCUGGACUAAGCAUAUUAGGGCCAGACUUCCACCUGCUCUGGCUAAGCAAGCCACGGGUGAACAAGUCACUGGACCAGGAACCUUUUUGCUGUUUACCAGUGCCCAGCCUGAGUCUGUUGAUUGUGGCCCAGAUGGGUGGCAGCCUGGAGCUCUGGAAGUUCCGUUCAGGUGGUCGCUGUCUGGUACCCUGUGGUUCACCUUUGCGGCCACCACCCGGCUUGUCUGGCUCGUUCAAGUGCCUGGCCCUAGGGCUGGAACCUGACCACUGCAGUUGGCAUUGCUUUGCUGCCUAUGGCUCGGCGGUGCUCACUUUUGAUCUGGACGACUGGGCUCUCAUAAAUGUUAGCCAGGAUCUGCAUAAAACCAUCAUCUCAGAUCUGGAUUACUGUGAGGAGAUGGACGCCAUGGUUACAGCUUCCCGGGAUAGUACUGUGAAAGUGUGGGAGGCUGACUGGCAGAUCCGGAUGGUGUUUGUAGGACACACAGGUCCAGUGACAGCUAUGACAGUGCUCCCAAAUAGCACGCUGGCAGUGUCUGCCUCACAGGACGGGACAAUUCGCACAUGGGAUCUGCGGGCCGCAGCUCAGGUAGGAGAGGUAACUCUCGGUUGCUGGACCGAAGACAUAAUCUCUGAGAAAGUGAGCCAUUUGCUGGCUCCUGCAAGUCCUGGCUGGCCGGUGCUCUCUCUCUGCUCAAAAAGCAUAGAGCUAUGGCGUGUGCGUACCCUCUAUUCACCAUUAGCACAGCUCUCCGCACCAGUGCUCCAUAUACAGGUGGCGCCAGUGCUACCAGCGCCAACUGAUCCAUCUCUGCCUGCUCGCCUUGUAUGCGCCUGCGCAGAUGGAUCGGUCCACCUGGUGUCUGCUACUACAGGACGAACUGUGAGUUCACUGCUGUUGGAACCGGAGGACUGUGCAGCUGGGGUGGCUUAUUGUUUGUCUCGAGAAGCGUUGUGGGUGCUAACACGCUCAGGGCACCUAGUGCGCGCCAAUGCCGCACGCUGCCCGAUGGUGGUGGUACACCGCCUGCGUCCACCUCCACCUCCAGCGCCGCAGCCCUGCUGCCUGCACCUCUAUAGCCAUCUUACAGAUUCUCGAAGUGCAUUCGCUUGCUGGGAGAUUGUGCGCCAGAAUCAGGGUGACAUGCUCCGCAGUGCCAUUGCCUGGGCCUGGAAAAAUAAGAAUAGGUUUCUUCCGGUGAUGGGGCACUCAGAUGGCACACUGUCUGUGUUGGAUUGGCGCACAUCAGUAACAGUCUUUCACACAGAAGCACACAGCCCAGGACCAGUGACUGCUAUUGGGUCCACCUGGAGCAGCAUUGUGACUUCAGGUGGAGACCUGACAGUAAAGAUGUGGCGUGUAUUCCCAUACGCUGAGGAAUGCCUGAGUCUGCUACAGACCUUUUCCUGUUGCCACCCGGUGGUGAUGCUCUGUGUCCUGGGGAAGCGCAUCACUGCAGGCUUUGAGGAUCCAGAGCGUGCCACCUAUGGCCUGGUGCAGUUUGGCCUGGGUGACAAAAUGCGUUGUGACCACCGACCGCAGGAUGACCCUAUGGACCAUAUCACUGGUGAGCAUGGAACGGAGCCAAGGAGAAGCCCGUGCCCUCACCCUCAACUGCUUCCUAAUCUUAGUUCUGCCCUAGGUCUGUGCUGCUGCCCCACCCUUAAGAUAUUUGCCUGCUCCAGCCUGGAUUGCACCAUCCGAAUAUGGACCAGGGAGAACCACCUGCUGCGGCUCCUGCAGCUUGAUGGUCCCCCUCAGGCCCUAGCCUUCGCCAGCAACUAUGGAGACCUGGUUUUCUCACUAGGCUCCCGCCUCCACCUGGUGUCCUAUUCGACCUACUUACCUACAUCCUAUCUAGUUAAGAAAUUGUGUCUGAAGGCCUCUGAUGUGAUCAGUGACCCACCACUGCCACUCACCAGCAAGAAGCCACUGACUUCCAGCCAGUUGCAGAGGCUUGCCAAUCUACGCGGAGCAGCGAGCCUCAGCGUGGCCUUGCCCUUCGGCUAUUACAAGAGAUCAGAACCUCAGCAGCCAGUGUUGAAAAAGGACUUGGAGACUAUCAUAGCCCGGGAUCAAGACCUUCAAGAACUGAUACAAGGACUGGUGGCCCCAGCAACUCGGCCCCCACUAACCUUGAAGCAGCGCCACAAAGCCUUCGACAAUUACUUACGUUUGGUCUAUGGGUCUGACCUGAUGGACAUAAACCCGGAAAGGGAAUCCCAGCAGUGGGGCACUUCAGCCCUUUCCACAGAGAAGGAGUCAUCGGACCAGGAGAGCCAGCCUGGACCUGUCAUGAUUGUCGGGCAGGCUGCAUUUAGCAAUGAUGUUCAGCCAGUGUUCCCACUCUCAUUCCCCCAACCCCCGGGGGGAGCUCCAGGAAAGCGCUUUGCCCGCCCUCCCCGAGUCUCCUUGCCCAUUCCACCCACCUACCGGAGGGUGCAUAGCCGGGCAUCCCAGCUUCUAGCACGUUCCUCCCUGAGCUGUGAGCUGGGCCUUGGCUUGGACCUACAGGUGCAAUGGGAUCAGUUUGCAGUCAAGGCCAUAGACCUGGACGCAUCAAUCGACUACAUGAAGAAUAGGGUUCCACUGUUGCUGCAAAGAAAGCCCGCAGAGCCUCUCUCAAAGCUCAUGGGCUUCUUUCCUGCUACCAUAAAGCCCUACAGGCUCCGUUCUCGGCCCAUCAAGUUUCCCGGCUGCGUCCCCAACUCUGUGGUACUGCGGCAAAUGUGGUUGCAAGCAGAGGUCAGCGGUCUUGGCUCCCUAGCAGAGCUUUCUAGCCAGAGCAGAACCAAGGCAGAAAGUGAAGAUGAGCAGUGGUCAAGGCGCCGAAAGCAUUCUUCUCUCAGGUGGCGAAAUAAACUAUUCGGUUUGCUCCGACUGACAAGGAGGAAAGGCGGGGAGGAGGAAGAGGAGGAGAGAAGAAAGGAAGAGGAAGUGUUUGAGAGAGACUUGAUCCCCUCUUCCCAAACUUCGGCGACAGAGCCAGAACACUGGAAGCCAGACACAGACAGUGCCACAGAUUUGAUCUCAAAACUUUGCAAUGAAGCCUCUAAGACUAAGGGCUACUCUCAGCCCCUCCAAUUUGGACGCUCAUUCUUGGAAGAACGCUAUGGGCAUUUGCCAAAGUUCCUGCAUUAUUUUGUGGUCCAGAACUGGUUCAAAAAACUGUUCCCUAUCUUUACCCUGGAGGCCUAUCCAGAGAUGGGCACAAUAGAGGGCUUGGCUUCCAUGUUUUUGGACUUCCUGUUAAAAGCUUCCUGGGCGGACAGAGUGAACAUUCUAAAUUCCCUGCUGAGGUUGUUGCCUGACAUCACGGGUAACCUCCGAAUCCGGUUGCAGGCCAAACUCUUGUACUUGCUCAACCAGGAUGAUCCGCCCAAGCUCCAGGACCCGACGCAGAAGGAGUUUGUGAUGAUAGCACUGCAGCUGCUCCUGGCCUGCAACCUGGACGUCCUUGAAGUAGUGCUGGAAAUUAUCUCCUACUACCUGUAUUCUCCAAUCAGUUGCCGGCAGGAGCUCAAGAAGCUGCUGGAGGGGUUGGGGCUCCACGACCCAGAAGGUGUGCUGUUCAAGGAAAUUAUGACCUGGGUUGAGGACUUGAAAGUUGAAUCCAAGGCCACCAUACGCAUCCAGUGUCAACAGAAGCUUGAAGACAUUUAUCUCCAGGCGGAUACCUUGGAGCAGUCCACAGUCAGUAUAUUUGUGGAGCCUUCCAGGCAGGUCUCACAAACCUCCCUCAUUUCUGGGGGAAGCUUGCCUGCCAUGAGCACCUCUUGGACAUUCUCACGAGCAUCAGAAAUGUCACUCGUGCCUUCACCCGUGGAGCCUAUAGAGUCUAUGGAGCAGGUGACGUCUAUUGUAUCCAUCCCAGAACUCCAGAUGGCAAGCUCACAGGCACAUAUGCGUAUCCAGAAAACCAAAAGGGUACUUGCCGAUAUGCUGCAGACCUUCGGUCUGGAGGACUCCGAGUAUCCAUUUAAGUUUGAUGUACCAAGAAGAGAGUCACCACUGGCGCAGACAUUAUGGGCACGCUCUCAGAUAGUAGAUCUGUUUCAUAUGGAUAUGCUUAAUCUCUUCUGUGAGAAGCGGCGGGUACAGCAGCAGAGAUCAUCGAUGGGAGAGGAGAAGGAGGAGGAGGGGAAGGAGGAGGAGGAAGAGGAGGAGGAGGAGGAGGAGGAGGAGGAGGAGGAGGAGGAAGAGGAGCAUUUACCUGUCUCACUCCUACGACGCCACCAGCUAAGGCCCAAUGCUGUGCUGCGGCCGCGCCGGGAACGCUGGCUCUAUCCAAUCCUCCGUCUUCAGGAGGCCAAGGCACCAGACUUUGGUGUGUUUCUCAGGACUUUGUUUGCCUGGCUUCCCACAUCCAGGUCACAAGAUGCAGAGCAGGGAGCUGACUACUGAUGGUUCUCUCCGAGUGCUGAAGCUGCCACUGCCAAGAGUGGACUUGCAGCCCUUCCCCCCAGGCUGGCCCACACCCCCACGGGCACUGCCCCCGCUCCUCCUUCAGCCUUCACUUCAACGCUACUUUCUGCUCCAAGAUACAUACCCUGGUGCCUUCAGUUGACCUGGGGGACAGAUAGCCAAGGCUCCAUGGCCAAAACCUAGUCCUACCCCCUUGGCAAAUCGCAAUACCAUACUUUGUCUAAAUUAAGAAAUAUAUAAACACACACAUAUAUAUUUAUUUACUUAUUGUGUAUCUAUAUAUGUUCAUUUGUGUGCAAGUACAUGUGUGGGCAUGCUUGUGGAGGCCAAAAAUUGCUGUCAAAGUGUUUAUUGUUCUGCACCCUAUUUUUAUUAGUCCUUGGUUUUAUAAAACAUCUCUCUACAUAGUCAUUGCUGGGGCUCGCUAUGUAGACCAGGCUAGUCUCUAACUCACAGGGAUCCACUUGUCCCUGCCUCCUAGGAGCUGGGAUUAAAGGCAUGUGCCACCGUCCCAGGGCCUAUUUUGAUGCUUCAGUUGUUUGAGUGUUUUCCUUUAUGUAUGUACCAAGUGGGUCUCAGCAGAAUAUUCUCUGCAGUUGGUAUACCAAUGAUUGAAACAGGUGGCAUUUGAGGAAAAGGAGCCAGGUAAGGGCUUAUGCUUCCCUCUUUCCUUCAUUCUCCAGGUCUGUAGAUGAAAGCUGUUUCUUUUGUUUGUUUUGUUGCUUUUGUUUUGGUUUGCAGUCUGCUGGUUUUUUUGUUUUGGUUUGGUUUUGGUUUUUUGUUUUGUUUUGUUUUGAUUUUGGGGUUUUUUUGUUGUUGUUGUUGUUGUUUGGUUGGUUUGGUUUGGAUUUUUCGAGAUAGGCUUUCUUUGUGUAGCCUUGGCUGUACUGGACUUGCUUUGUUGACCAGGUUGGCCUGGAACUUACAGAGAUCCGCCUGGCAGGAUAGGUCAUCUGUCCUGAUUACUUUUGGUUUGGUUUGGUUUGGUUUUUGUUGUUGUUGUUGUUUGUUUUGUUUUGUUUUGUUUUGGUUGUUGUUGUUGUUGUUGUUGUUGUUGUUGUUGUUGUUUUCGUCAAUUUGAUACAAGCUAGAGUAAUCUGAGAAGAGGGAUCCUCAAUUGAAAAACUGCCUACCAGACUGGCCUAUGGACAAGCCUAUUCUUCUUGAUAAUGACUGAUGUGGAAGGGCCAGCCCACUGUGGGUGGAGCAAGCCCUUAGGAGCUAGCCAGUUAGCAGCAUCUCUUCAAGGCCUCUGCUUCUGCUCCUGACUUCAGAUACCCGCUCUGAGUUUCUCUUCUGACUUCCCUCGGUAGCCUGUGACCUGAAAAGUGUAAAUAAAAGUUGUUUUUGGUUACA
Molecule: messenger RNA, 6407 nt
Organism: Mus musculus (house mouse)
Lineage: Eukaryota; Metazoa; Chordata; Mammalia; Rodentia; Muridae
Gene: Wdr97
Product: WD repeat domain 97
Exons: 23
Coding region: 96-5030 (1644 amino acids)
Source: RefSeq, a predicted model, not a curated record